GGGAUAGCCACCUCUAGAGUAAUUAGGCCAAUUUAGUUCAAUGGCCUUUCAGGUUGGAGGGUUCAGCUUCAUGGACACACUGGGAGGAACAGUUGAGGUGUCAACCAAGCUUUUUUUUUUAGCUGUUGAAGGGCUUUUUUGGGGGGUUUCUGGACAAGGAUUUUUUUUUUUCGAUUAGGCCUAACCUCUCCAGUGCUUUAUCAGGCACUUGAACCUUUUACUUACCUUUUAGACCGCAUACCCUUUCAGUGCUUGGGGUCAUGUGCAGCCAACAGGCUUACCCUUCAUUUACCCUGAACCAUGAUAACGCCCAAGAGGGGUUCGAGGAUUACUACCAAUCUUUCCGGGACUUUUUCUCCCCAGCUAUGAGGACAGAUGAUGGGGAUCUGGAGGAGCACCGGACUCAGGUCUUGGCUUGGAACCACGCUCCUCAGCUGGAGCCCCCUGGUCACCUCAAUCUCUGUACACCUCCAAAUGAUCAACUAAAUAUGGAAACCCCUUCCAUGGUGGAGAGCUGGAUUAUCGAGCCGAGUGCAGACUCUGAUGGAUCGGUAGAGGAGGAGAGUCACCCAGUUCUUCAGUAUUACCCCCAUGAUUGGACUCCAGCCUUCUGGCCAGAGAGCCCCGAUUCUUCCAGCCAGACCCAUGAAAGUGAGAAACAUUUUGGAGCCUGGAACGAUCUGACGCCGCCCAACCAGAGUCCCAACAUGCCAAUAGAGACUGUGGUAGCUAACGUGGAGAGUAGCCGCUGCAGCAGCGCAACCACCCAAGAGGUGACCAAAGAGAGCGACUCACUCGCCAGCCAGACCGUGGUAUCUAAUGUGGAGAGUAGCUGCUGCAGCAGCGCAACCACCCAAGAGAGCGACUCACUCACCAGCCAGACUGUGAGCGGAAUGGGGACCCAGGAGAAGACUUUGUCUGAUAUCUUGGAGGACGUGCUGGAAAUGCUCAGUGAGACGGAAAUGGAGAAGUUUGCUAAGGACUUGAAGCAGAAGCGUUUUGAUAUGGGGUUUUCACAAGCAGAUGUUUGCUUUGCGGUGAAAGUUUUGUACGGAAAGGAGUUGAGCCAAACUAUAAUCUGUAGGUUUGAGUCAGUCCAGCUAAGCUACAGGAAUAUGUGUCGGAUUAGACCCUUUCUAGAACGCUGGCUGGAAGACACUGAAAAGAAUGAAGGCCUUCAAAAGAUGAUCCGUAAAGAACUGGCGCUGGUUUCCCGGAAGAGGAAACAACGGGCAAUCCUGGACAAAAUUGCAAGAGACAGCUUGGAGAUUUUUUUUAGAAACGACCCCAAACCAGAUCACCAGCAAUUGGAACAGAUUGCUAAGUACCUGAAUGUGGAGUAUGAUGUGGUCCAUAUGUGGUUCUGUAAUCGCCGUCAGACGUCUCAGUUUGUGAAGGAGCCUAGUAACAAAAAUUAUGAACGACAACUCAUUGUCCCUCAUGUUGGAGUUUUUUCUCGUCGGGAAAUGCCAUUUCCAGGAUAUAUGUCUCGGUCACCACCAAUGUACAACCUUGCUUUUCACCACAAAAACAUGUUCCAAUAGCAUGUGCCUCAUGGAAUGCAUCUUGGAAACCAAAUCUGCUAACUUUGAGUCGAAGACUUCUUUGAAAUGGGACUACUGGCCUUCCCUGCUCGUAUCCGGAUUAUGAUCUGGCCCGAGUAUGAAGACCUUUUUUUUAUAUUUUAAUUUACAUUUUGGACACUUUUAAUGCUUCAAGACUCUUGAGUCCCUCUAAUUUUGAAUCUCCUGUUUGCCACCUUUUGAUCUACAACGUGGAUGUCUCUCCUUCCUAAAUCAGAGGUGUUGACUAGGGAGAGCUCAGGUUCUUUGUUAUCAAAUGAAAAGAUUAUUAUAAUA
This is a messenger RNA of Rana temporaria (common frog), 1859 nucleotides long. Its product is annotated as POU domain, class 5, transcription factor 1.1-like. The record is from RefSeq and is a predicted model, not a curated record. Gene Ontology annotation, molecular function: DNA-binding transcription factor activity, RNA polymerase II-specific; RNA polymerase II cis-regulatory region sequence-specific DNA binding. Gene Ontology annotation, biological process: regulation of transcription by RNA polymerase II. Bases 261 to 1544 code for a protein of 427 amino acids. The transcript has 5 exons. Lineage: Eukaryota; Metazoa; Chordata; Amphibia; Anura; Ranidae.